Myxocyprinus asiaticus (Chinese sucker) is the source of this 1930-nucleotide messenger RNA. RefSeq names its product mitochondrial ubiquitin ligase activator of NFKB 1-like. The transcript has 4 exons. Bases 424 to 936 code for a protein of 170 amino acids. The record is from RefSeq and is a predicted model, not a curated record. Gene Ontology annotation, biological process: protein ubiquitination. Gene Ontology annotation, cellular component: mitochondrion. Gene Ontology annotation, molecular function: ubiquitin-protein transferase activity. NCBI's taxonomy places the organism in Eukaryota, Metazoa, Chordata, Actinopteri, Cypriniformes, Catostomidae.
ACCGAAUUGAAUACCGAAACAUUAACAGCUUUAGUAGAGAUAGUCUAAAUAUACCUUUAUUUUUGGUUUAUGUUUGUUCUGUCUGAAGACCAAUUUUAUCGAUCCCAUUCUAUGUUAUAUCAUCAAAUUAUAUAAUCAAUUUCUUAAAUAUUAAAAUGUAAGAAUCUACUGUUUUAAUCGAAAGACACGGCUAGCCAUUCUGGCUAAUUAAUUUAUGCUAGCUCCUGAUCUGAUACACAGGCAAUAAAAAAGAACUUUUUGUCAAUGUAAAUGUGGUCUAGUUUAUAACAGUUGAUAUCUAAAUGUGUUUGUGUCUGGCCAAAAGUUUCACCAAGUUCCAAGUUUUUGCUUAGGAAUAGAUUAUAAUUUAUAUAAUUGGAAUUUAACACGAUUGUUUAACUUUUUAAGUUUAUUUAUUGUGAGAUGUUAUUUAAAUUAUAUUUCUUAAUAAUCAGCUGGGCUGUAAAUAGAAGGAUGGAGGCCAGUGGCAGACCCUCAACAGCACAGACUGUUUUGCUGGCCACCAGUUCAGCUCUGACUGCUGUAUUAUACACCAUAUACAAGAGGAAGGCAAGCCAUGUAACUAGAUUAAGGGAGGCCAAGAAGUUGCCAUUAAACCCAGAUCUCCAAACUAUUCUCGCCAAAGCACCAGGAAAAUGUGUACCUUAUGCAGUUAUUGAAGGUGUUGUGCGGUCAGUGAAGGAGACCUUGAACAGCCAGUUUGUUGACAACUGCAAAGGGGUCAUCGAGAGGUUGACCUUGAAGGAGAAGAAGAUGGUGUGGAAUCGCACAACACAUCUCUGUAUCUACUGCGGAAGAAGCAAAGGAAAGAGCGCAGCCUUCUGGACGAGUACAGGAAGUUGCAGAGCAGACGAAUCCAGGAGCUUAACCUGGCAGAGGAUGAUGUGUCACCUAGUAUGUGCACCGUAUGCCUAAGUAAUGAGCGUUCAUGUGUGUUUCUAGAAUGUGGCCAUGUAUGUACCUGUGAGGAGUGCUACAAGGCCCUGCCCAUACCGAAGAAAUGUCCCAUUUGUAGGGCUAGGAUAGACAGGAUUGUCCCUCUGUAUAAAAGCUAAAGGCCUUAUUAUGAAUAUUGUGUGCUCUAACUUUGAAAUGUGUUGAGGGCAGUUUAUUGUGUACAAGCACAGCAUUUUCAUGCCAUGUCACAUUAACUGAUGUAGGAAUCUGUGAUAAUCCAAUUCCUCAGUAAGGACAAGCAUUCUUCCAGUUUGUGUUGCUAACAGGGAGUUGUUUAUGUAUGUUGUUGACUGUACUCUAUGAUUUUUGGGAAUUGCAAUCAUCACUUGUGCCUGACUGAAAUUUAAUGCAGUUUGGAAUUUCACUCCAAAUCAAAUCAAAAGAAAAAAAAAUGGGAAUUGAAAAAAAAAGAAAAGAAAAAUUAUUGAUGACUUUUUUUCAGACUAUUAAAAUGUAUUGCAUUUGUGACAUUAUUUUAUAUUUUCUCCCCCAAAUAUAUAUAUAAAAUAUAUACACACACUGGCAGCAAAAAGUUUGGAAUAAUGUACAGAUUUUGCUCCUAUGGAAAGAAAUUGGUACUUUUAUUCACCAAAGUGGCAUUCAGCUGAUCACAAUGUAUAGUCAGGACAUUAAUAACUUGAAAAAUUACUAUUACAAUUUGAAAAAAAAUGUUCAGAACUUCUUAAACUACUUCAAAGAGUUCUCAUCAAAAAAUCCUCCACAUGCAGCAAUGACAGCUUUGCAGAUCCUUGGCAUUCUAGCUGACAGUUUGUCCAGAUAACUUUCUCUGAAUUAUUAAAGGGGAAUCUCUAAAUGGCAGAGAAAAUUCAACUCAAUCAUCAUGUUCUUCCUUUAUUUUUCUAUAUGAAAACUGUAUUGGUUUGGUUCUACCUAUUAUUAUUUUACAAACAACAUUGCUUCAAAAGAUUACCAAAGCAAUUAAAGUUCUGUA